Closterium sp. Yama58-4 is the source of this 3871-nucleotide messenger RNA. The record is from the annotation of a GenBank genome assembly. Lineage: Eukaryota; Viridiplantae; Streptophyta; Zygnematophyceae; Desmidiales; Closteriaceae.
GUACUACUACGUGACGCUGUACCUGGGGUGGCCGCCACAGCGGUUCGCGCUCAUAGCGGACACGGGCAGCAGCAUCACCUACGUGCCCUGCGCUGCCUGCACGCACUGCGGUAACCACCAGGAUCCGCGCUUCAACCCGGCGCUCUCAGCAUCGUAUGCCACAAUCCCUUGCGCGCACCACCGCUGCCUCACGCGUGCCUGCUCGUCCACGGGGCUGUGCACAUACCACGGCGUGUACGCCGAAGCCAGCUCCACGCGUGGCCUCCUCGCCUCCGACCUCCUCUCCUUCGCCCCGCCGCCCCACUCCCCUGCCAUGCCACACCUCCAUGCUGCACAGCCCCACGUGCCAGCGCAGGUGCACGAGACGCACUCACCUCCCCAACCUACACCACCUGCCACCGCCGCCGUGCCUCUCAACGGCUCUCGAGCGGCGUCCUCACGGGAUGCAGCAGCAGCAGGUCAGGCAGGCGAGAGAGUGCUGCUGGCGGGCGCAGGGGAGGCGGGGCCGGGAGGUGAACAGGACAGCGUGGGGGGACUAGGGGACGGUGGGGGGGCGGAGGGUGAGGGGCGAGGAGGCAAGGGAGAGGGCGUGACAGGGGCGGCAGAGCGGGCUGCGCCAGAUGGCCCGCGACUCGUCUUUGGGUGCGAGUUGCAGGAGACGGGCGACCUGUACCUGCAGCGGGCGGACGGCAUCGUGGGGCUGGGCAGGGACGCGCUGUCGCUGCCCAACCAGCUCGUGCGCGCCGGGGUAAUGCGGGAAGACGUCUUCUCCCUCUGCUUCGCCGCCCCUGCUAACCCGCAUGCUACUACUGAGCAUGGGACUUAUCUCAAUGUGGCUGAGAAGGUGCACGGCGGUAGCCCUGGUGGCGACACGCUAGAUAGCGCUCGGCGUGUUCAUGCUGCUGCAUGCUCACAGCCUCAUUCCCCUCGUCCCCCACGCAACCCCCUCCCCCCUGCACGGCACGGCGCCAUCCAUCAGGUGCGGGCGGCGGUGCCUCUCCCCCAGGUGCCGGGCCCCGAUGCGCGCUACACCGACAUCUGCUUCGCCAACGUCUCCCUCGCGGGCGGCAUGAACCGGCUGUUCCCGCCGGUCACCAUCGUGUUUGGCAACGGAGCAGCGCUGCGCCUGCUGCCGCACAACUACCUCUUCAAGCACAAGAAGCAUGAGGACGCGGUGUGUCUGGGCGUGUUUGACAACGGCAGUGGCGGUGCUCUCAUCGGAGCGGAUGGUGAAGGGCUGCUAGCGGAUGGUGAAGGGCUGCUAGCGGAUGGUGAAGGGCUGCUAGCGGAUGGUGAAGGGCUGCUAGCGGAUGGUGAAGGGCUGCUAGCGGAUGGUGAAGGGCUGCUAGCGGAUGGUGAAGGGCUGCUAGCGGAUGGUGAAGGGCUGCUAGCGGAUGGUGAAGGGCUGCUAGCGGAUGGUGAAGGGCUGCUAGCGGUUGGUGAAGGGCUGCUAGCGGAUGGUGAAGGGCUGCUAGCGGAUGGUGAAUCCAUCGCGCAAGAGGCUGCCAUGCCAGACCUGGACCUUGGGUAUGGAAGCCGAAGCAGCGAUGGCAGGGUGAGCAACAGUAGCGCGAACGGUGCUGGGGAGGUGAGCGAUGGGGGGAGCAGCAGUGGAGGCGAGGAUGCAGAGGAGGGAGAGGAGAGGAACGAGGGAGGGGAGAGGAACGAGGGAGGGGAGAGGAACGAGGGAGGGGAGAGGAACGAGGGAGGGGAGAGGAACGAGGGAGGGGAGAGGAACGAGGGAGGGGAGAGGAACGAGGGAGGGGAGAGGAACGAGGGAGGGGAGAGGAACGAGGGAGGGGAGAGGAACGAGGGAGGGGAGAGGAACGAGGGAGAGGAGAGGAACGAGGGAGGGGAGAGGAACGAGGGAGGGGAGAGGAACGAGGGAGGGGAGAGGAACGAGGGAGGUGAGAGGAACGAGGGAGGGGAGAGGAACGAGGGAGAGGAGAGGAACGAGGGAGGGGAGAGGAACGAGGGAGAGGAGAGGAACGAGGGAGGGGAGGGUGCUGAGGGGAGAGGCGAGGAGAAGGGGGAGGAUGUGGGCGGAGGGCGGGAGAGGGCGGAGAUGAAUCAGAGCAAUGACUCGAAUGGGGCGGAGCUGCAAGGGGCGUGGGCGGGCGAGGAUGGGGAGGAGGAGCAGUGGUGGGAUGCAGUGAGUGGCAGUGUGCUCCUGGGAGGAGAGGCAGGUGGGGUUGGGGAGGGCAGGGGGGAACUGGCGUCAUGGAGUGUGAGCGAGGGGGUGAAGGGCAGUGAGAAGGUGGACGAGGAGGAGGUGGAGCAGGAAAGGGAGCAUGAGGAAGAGGGUGCAGGGGUGGUCAGGGGCAAGCAGAGGGGCAAGCAGAGGGGCAAGCAGAGGGGUGCAGAGGGGAGCGGUGGGAGUGAGGGGCAGCACACUGAGAGUGACGGCCACACGCACGUGCUGCUGCACCUCGUCUUCUCUGCCCGCCAUCCACCCCUGCUGCCGCCUCCCGCACCCAGCACCUCCUUCUCCUCCGCUUCGGCAGCACCGCUCUCACUCCCACCGCUCUCACUCCCACCGCUCUCACUCCCACCGCUCUCACUCCCACCGUCUGCCUCCACCGCCCCGCCACUCCCCGCCGUCCUGCCGGCGCUGCUGCCAGCGGUGGCUACCUCCUUUCUGGUGCACCGCAGCCGGGUGGCACUGUCCGCCUUCUCCUCCUCCACGCUGCUGCUGCCCUCCCCGCGGCGCAUGGAGGGGGAGGAUGGCCACGGCCGUGGGAGCAUGGGUGAAGCGCAUGACAGUCAGCCAAGGCAGACGCACUUCACCACGGCGUCCCUCACCAUUGACUGCCCCUCGCCACACGCCCUCCACACAGCGCCUGCACGCACCUGUUCCCACGAGGCACAGCGCCUCGCUCGGCUAGUGCGGGGGGGCCGGUGCCAGGGCGUGGGGGAGCGCGUGCAGAGGGCCGUGGGGGGAGAGGGGGCGGUGAGGAAGGUGGGCAGUGGUGACUUGCCCGUGCUGCUGCACUGCUCCCUGCACGCGCUGCUUCCCGCUGCUGCUGUGUCCAGGCGCUCCCCACCUGACCAUGGCGGCACUCCUGCCGUCUCUGACUCGCCUCUCGCCACUCCCCUCCAUGCUUCUGCCUCUGCUGCCGCCCAGCCUCAUGCAGCCACGGCGGCGGCUGGCAGCACCAAGGCCAAGCAGGGAGGGGCGGUGCCUCGGGAGCAAUGGCUGGCAGAGCAUGGCGACGAGGAGAGCCGUGGGGGAGGGGCGGCAGUAGGGGUGAGAGGUGCAGGCGAGGGGCAGGUGGGCAGGGUGGGGAAGGGAGAAGCGGAUGGAGAGGAGGAGGCGGGGCAUGGCGUGGGAGAGGUGGUGAAGUCAGUGCUGGGGGGGGCAGCAAUGCACGGAAGACAGCAGCAGGGCGAGCAGGAGGGCUCUGAUGUGCCUGUCGUGCAGGAGGGCUCUGAUGUGCCUGUCGUGCAGGAGGGCUCUGAUGUGCCUGUCGUGCAGGAGGGCUCUGAUGUGCCUGUCGUGCGCUCCAUCUCCCCCACUCUCAGGGAGAACCACGGAGCCUCAGCCAUGGCUGCCACGGUAGCAACGCCCCCAACACCAUCGGCUGUAUCAGCAGCUGUGGUCCCGGCGGUAGCGCGCAUGCAGGAGGAGCAGCGGCUGCAGUGGGCAGCGCUGGUGGUGGUGUACGCGCUGGUGGCCGUGUGCCUCGCUCUCAUCCUCCGCCUGCAGUUCAGACGAGGGGCCUUCGGCAUCGCCAUUGCCACCGUCAUUGCUGCUGCUGCAGGAGGGUCUGCUGCACGGCCCCAUCAACUGUGCUCGCACGCGCCCUCCUCACUGCAUGGGACCUGCUCGUGCCACGUGGCAAAGCGCGCUGUGGACCGCUCUCAGGUGUAG